Molecule: messenger RNA, 856 nt
Organism: Soboliphyme baturini
Lineage: Eukaryota; Metazoa; Nematoda; Enoplea; Dioctophymatida; Soboliphymatidae
Source: the annotation of a GenBank genome assembly
GUAUGAUCGAAAACGGCCUUACGGAAUGUACCUCAUAUUGUGGUCAAAGAACGUCAAAGUCGAAUGAAGGUGAUGAUAGCGACGAAAACGCGGCGAAUAAUACCGACAGCAGUCUGCUGAAGGAAAUCGAAGAAGCCUUAAAGAUGAAAUCUGGCGAAUUCCAUUCCUUGCAAGCAACUGCCGGGAAAUUUGACACUGCAUCGACGGAACCGGUGAACGUAGAAAAGGGUUCUUUUUGCCAUCCAUACUUAUCACUGGCUUAUCUCGAUUGGCUAGAGUCUGAUUCGGUGCGCGCCUGCGUUGUUGGUGCCACAAACGCCUUGUUUAUUCAAAGGAAGGAUCUCUUCGACGUUAUUGUUGUGGUAGAAGACAAUGACGUGCACAUGUCUAUUUUCGACCCUGAAUUGCGUCGGGCUUUGUCUUUAACGACUGCUGAUCUACGUUUUACCGAGUUCAUCGUCAAGAACAUCUACCAGACGGGAAACACAUUGGUCGACGAUACAACCUGGGAGGGCAACGACGAGUGGAUUCGACAACAGCUUCGUGAGUAUCUUCUGGCGCUUCUGCUGACCGCUGGCAAAACCGGUAACGUGAAUCACGUGUUGUCUGCAGUUAACCGUUCUCUGACAGAUUCCGUUAAGGAAGAGGACUUCAAUUCGACCUUCGUUGAAACGUGGAAGUGUACGCACAACUUCAAAACCUGGAAGGCUGGUAAUUACCGCGACUGUCUUGAAGCACAACCGAGGUAUUUUUAUAUCCAGUGCUUGAUUUGUUACCAAGCCACAAAGCGAUUAGUGUGGUGUUUUCUUAACGGCAUUUGUGCAUUUUCAGGCAUCCUUGUCAUGGCCAAUUGAAC